This is a messenger RNA of Monoraphidium neglectum, 1803 nucleotides long. RefSeq lists its product as hypothetical. Gene Ontology annotation, cellular component: nuclear chromosome. NCBI's taxonomy places the organism in Eukaryota, Viridiplantae, Chlorophyta, Chlorophyceae, Sphaeropleales, Selenastraceae. Bases 1 to 1803 code for a protein of 600 amino acids. Gene Ontology annotation, biological process: meiotic DNA double-strand break processing; meiotic DNA double-strand break formation; reciprocal meiotic recombination. The record is from RefSeq and is a predicted model, not a curated record. The transcript is spliced from 8 exons. Gene Ontology annotation, molecular function: DNA topoisomerase type II (double strand cut, ATP-hydrolyzing) activity; ATP binding; DNA binding.
AUGGCCUAUCGCCUCGCCGCCAAGCGGCCCCAGCUGAUGGAGGACUUUGACGAGCCCGAGCUGGCGCAGCUGGGGGCCACCUACGCGCCUCCCCUCGCCGCAUGGCCGUCGCGCCGCGCAACCGUGCCGGCGCCGCCGGCGCCAGCGCCGUGGCAGCAGCGGCGGCAACAGCAGCCACCGCGGCGCCCCGUGCCUGAUGUGAUGGAGAUUUUGGGGGGCCUCGGAGACGGCCUGACAGCAUCAGACUGCGAAGAUGAGGCGGUGCAUCACGGGUCUGAGGCGGAUGAUGAGGAGGGCGCCGCCAGUGGCGAGCUUGGCGAGGGCGAAGACGACGAGGAAGCGGGGCGCAAAGGGUCGCAGCGCAGCGGCAGCGGCGCAGGCAGCGACAGAGAGGCGGGCUCUGGCGCCUGCAGCGGGAGCGAAGAGGAGGAUGGCGGUGCCCUGGAGGACGUCGACCUAGAUGAGAUGGUGGAGGCUGACUUUGGUCUGGACAGGUCCUCUGUCCUGGCGCGCAUUGAGGGGUUCAUCAGCGACGCCGUCGCCGCCGUCGCCCAUGGGCAGCUGCCCGAGCUGCAGCUGGUGUCGACCGCGGCAGGGAACACCCACAUGGUUGCAGACGGCGGCGGAGGUGGCGGCGACGGCGGCGGGGAUGCAGGGUUUGAUGAGGAUCUGGGGCCUGCGGGAUCAGACAGCAGGGGCGCAGCCGCGCCCGCGCAGCCGUCUGCCGUCGACUAUAUGAGGUUGGAGGACGAGGGGGAUGAGGACGGCGGCGGGGGCAGCGGCGAAGAGGGGGCAGACGGGCGGCAGCAGCGGGAGCGGCGGCGGCGGCGGCGGCGGGCGCAUGGCGCGUCGGGUCGGCUGCGGCUAGGGUCGCUGACGCAGGUCAAGAGCAUCACGCAUGGCCAGGGCCGUCAGGCCCACGGCGUCGCGCGAGUGUUUCAAAUCCUGGCGGUGGUCCACGAGCUGCUGCGGUCGGGGCGGCAGGCCACGCAGCGCGACAUCUACUACAAGCUCCUGGGACCCCCGCUCUUUCCCAGCGCCACCGCGGUCUCCGGCGCGAUCCAAGACGUGGUGGCGCUGCUGCGCGUGCCGCGCAGCGCCCUGGGCAUUGCCUGCUCCCCACGCGGCGCGGUGGCGGGGCGGGUGGCGCUGCGGGACGGCCCGGGGGGCGCGUGGGUGGACUGCGGGGCGCUUGGGAUGGCGGGGCACGCAAUACCUGGGGAGCUGGCGGCAGUGGAGAGGCUGAGCUUCAGGGUGAGUGCGCGCUACAUCCUGGUGGUGGAGAAGGACUGCAUAUUCCAGCGCCUCACAGAGGACCGCCUGCACGAGCGGCUGCCGAUCGUGCUGGUCACCGCCAAGGGGCAGCCAGACCUGGCAACGCGCGCAUUCCUCAGCAGGCGCGAGGGUUUAAUGGCAGCAGCGGCACCGUCGCUACCCAUUCUGGGGCUGGUAGAUUGGAACCCCUCCGGCGCCUGCAUCCUGGCAACUUACAAGUUCGGCAACGCCCGUAUGGGCCUGGAGGGGACCAGGUACGCGGUGCCACGACUACAGUGGCUGGGCGUCCGGGGCGGCAUGCUGGACGGCGUCCCGCGCUCGGCCUUCCACGCGCUGACUGGGCGCGACACGGCGCUGCUGGGGGGGCUGCGGCGGCGGCUGGCGGGGCACACAGGCUGGCUGGCUGAGCUGGAUGACAUGGAGGAACGGGGGCUCAAAUGUGACAUCGAGGCGCUGUACACCGUGGGCGGCUUUGAGGGCCUGCACCGCCAGCUGGUGCGCCGCAUCCUGCAGCAGCAGUAUGUGUGA